GCUUAGCCACACAACUCAAUCAUCAAGUCCUCAUAUUCUCUCUACUACAAAAUAUUUUUGUGAACUCUAAUAGUAAUACUUCUUCUAAAGAGAAAAACACACAAAGGAAGAUCAACAUGGCAUUCGGAUUGACUGGCUUUGUUCAGGGUAAGAAGGCUCUUCGAAGAUCACUUUCAGGCAUCAAAGAAGCAACUUCGAAGUCUUCAACCAUUUCAAAAGGCUACUUUGCAGUCUAUGUUGGAGAAGAUCAGAAGAAGCGUCAUGUAGUACCUCUUUCGUAUCUAAAUGAGCCUUCAUUUCAAGACUUGCUAAGUAUGGCUGAAGAAGAAUUCGGAUAUGAUCAUCCAAUGGGCGGACUCACAAUUCCUUGCAGUGAAGACAUCUUUAAUGAUAUCACAUCUCAGUUGAACUGAUGAUGUAAUUUAUAGUACUGACAUAGCUAGAUUCACAGAAAACAAUUUUGUAGAUCACAUACUCUUACUCUUUUUCUUCAAAACUAGUAAAUAGAAAUGACUCAUUUAUUAAAA
Cannabis sativa is the source of this 527-nucleotide messenger RNA. Its product is annotated as auxin-induced protein 15A. The record is from RefSeq and is a predicted model, not a curated record. The coding region runs from base 117 to 413 and encodes 98 amino acids. NCBI's taxonomy places the organism in Eukaryota, Viridiplantae, Streptophyta, Magnoliopsida, Rosales, Cannabaceae. Gene Ontology annotation, biological process: response to auxin. The transcript has a single exon.